ACUUUUACACCGUUAUUUUACAUGUCUAAAAACCGGUUUAACCGGAACUUUCUGUCAGCCGUAGUAUCGAGUACACAGGAGUGGAGAGCCAAGAGGAGAGCGAACUGAACUAACAGAGAGAAACACAUCAUCUGUUUUGCCGGACACGCGUCUCAUUCAGGUCGAGGCCUACUUUGAGUGACCCCUGCAGGUCAGCGGAGACAAGUGAAUCCAGCCCUGGGCCAGGUCACCUGCGGCAGGUUGCAGGAUCCAAGAGCGUUCCCCAUCGCAAAUAAUGAUUCUAGUAAUAAUGAUGUUCGCUUGAGCGACAACAUGAUGGUGCGCGGAGGGCGCCGUGUGAUCCUCUAUUUGUCUUUCGCCGCCAUUGUUUUGCUGCUCGUGUACAGCUUGGUGCAGCAAACAUGCUCAUCUCCAAAGAACGUGAUGGUGCCCAAAUCAGUAAGACAAUUUGUCGAGGGCGUUGACAAGAAGAAGUAUGAGUAUCACAGAGAGAUGCCGCUUAUUUUUAUCGGCGGUGUUCCGCGCUCUGGGACAACUCUAAUGAGAGCCAUGCUUGAUGCCCACCCUGAAAUCAGAUGUGGGCAGGAGACUAGGGUCAUUCCCCGAAUCCUACAAAUGAGAAACCACUGGUUGAAAUCACAGAAAGAAAGUCUUCGGUUAGAAGAAGCAGGCCUAUCAAAAUCGGUGCUGGACUCGGCCAUAGCAGCGUUUAGUCUUGAAAUCAUAGCAAAGCACGGGGAGCCAGCGCCUCGCUUGUGCAAUAAGGACCCCCUCACCCUGAAAAGUGCUGUGUACCUCUCUGAACUCUUUCCAAAUGCCAAGUUUAUCUACAUGGUGCGGGAUGGGCGAGCCACGGUUCACUCAAUCAUCAGUAGAAAGGUGACCAUAACAGGAUUUGAUUUAACCAACCCAAAGCAGUGCUUGGAAAAGUGGAAUGCCGCCUCUGAAACCAUGCACAACCAAUGCAAAAAGGUUGGGGCUGAUCGUUGCCUGCCAGUCCCUUACGAGCAGCUGGUGCUUCAUCCGAAAGUGUGGCUGCAGAAAAUUUUGAAGUUCUUAGACGCUCCUUGGCACGAUUCAGUAUUGCAUCACGAGGAAGCGAUUGAUAAGCCUGGCGGAGUGCAAUUAUCAAAAGUUGAGCGUUCAUCGGACCAGGUUAUAAAACCUGUGAACCUAGAGGCUUUAAACAAAUGGGUUGGAUCGUUCCCUGAUGAUGUCGUUCGAGAUAUGCCAAAUAUUGCCCCCAUGCUAGCCGUUCUUGGCUACGAUCCAAAGGACAACGCUCCAAAGUAUGGAUCGCCCGAUGCUAUCGUCGUUGAAAACACGAAUGACAUUAAAAAGAAUAAGAAUGAGUGGAACAGGCGGAUUGAAGACGCUUUAGGCAAAACAGUCGAGGAACCGCCAGCAGAGGCAGACAGCUAAAAAUAUAUUAUAUCAACUCAAGAAGACUCAACACUAAUUCAGUGCCACAUUGUGAUCACAAUUUUAGAGACAAGAGUUUUACAGAAAAAAAUGUUCAUGUCACUUUGCAUCUAUAUUGGCCAGUUUUGUUCCGAGUUGUUGUGAAAAAAGACAAUUUUUGCAGUGUACUUACCACACCCCAUGCCAUGAAUUUGAUUCAUUUUGGAAGUUAUGUUAUCCGCUGCGCACAAUAAUUGUUGAUGGCAUCAUUUUUUUAUUUGUUGACGUGUUUAUUAUCUUAAAACUGUUUUCUAGUAUGUAAAAAGGGUUAUUCUCGUGUGAAAUAUGCACAACUGCGAUCUGUAUUUUGUAUUUGUAUUAAAUCUGCGUGAAACUGCAUCCAAUUCGUUUAAAACCUGUGACCGUUUGUGGGAGCGACACGAUAUGAGGCAGGGAUCUGAAUACAACUUAAGCCACAGACACUUAGCAUUUGGCUGCAAAGAAGUGAGUGAAUCCACUUCUCUGAUGGGAUCAAAAAAUACUAUUUUAACUCACUGCAUGGACUUAAAAUACGUGUGUAUUUAUUCUUCAGGGUAUAUGUAUUUUUUUCACUUGAUAACCAGCCUGGUCAAGAGCCGCGACCGAUGUUGUGUGAAUGUGAAAAUAUACUUGUCAUCUUAA
Molecule: messenger RNA, 2082 nt
Organism: Cloeon dipterum
Lineage: Eukaryota; Metazoa; Arthropoda; Insecta; Ephemeroptera; Baetidae
Gene: Tpst
Product: tyrosylprotein sulfotransferase
Exons: 8
Coding region: 313-1422 (369 amino acids)
Biological process (GO): peptidyl-tyrosine sulfation
Cellular component (GO): Golgi apparatus
Molecular function (GO): protein-tyrosine sulfotransferase activity
Source: RefSeq, a predicted model, not a curated record